Messenger RNA from Candidozyma haemuli, 2712 nucleotides. RefSeq lists its product as uncharacterized. Lineage: Eukaryota; Fungi; Ascomycota; Pichiomycetes; Serinales; Metschnikowiaceae. Gene Ontology annotation, molecular function: phosphatidylinositol-4,5-bisphosphate binding. Gene Ontology annotation, biological process: TORC2 signaling. Bases 1 to 2712 code for a protein of 903 amino acids. Gene Ontology annotation, cellular component: TORC2 complex; plasma membrane; cytoplasm. The transcript has a single exon. The record is from RefSeq and is a predicted model, not a curated record.
AUGACAUAUCCCCUAGAAGCGUCCAAUCUCGUGGCGUAUCUUCGGGCGUUCUCUGUGGCUACAGCAGACCCUGAGUCGAACGAUGCCGCCACGAUCAUCAAGCCACUUCAGUUUGGCCUAAACAGAGACGAGUUGAAUAAGUUCUAUCUCAGCAACUUACGCCCUGAGUCUCCGCCAAUUCCAUACGACCUACGGUCCCAGGCGUCUACGGUGCCUGCUGCCCCUUCAGAUUCGAAACGGUCGACGAAAAGUCACGCUAAAAAACGCAGUUCGGUUACAGGUAUCAACAAUGUGAAGAAGGAAACGAGAAAGUCUGUGUUGGGUCAGAAAGAUACCGAGGCAGCAGACGUGUCAGAUGGGUCAGUGAAGACUAUAGGUCUUUCUGAGCUUAAUUCGCCUCAGGAUACGCUUCCUCUGCCACAUUUGUCGUCUCCUGACGAUACCAGAAAGCCUAGGAAGAAGAAGAACCCUUUGGUGAAGUUAUUCCAGAAAUCAGACAAAAGCAGCAUUUCCUCGGGCCCCGAGAACUCAAUUGACUAUAGCAUCGAUAAGAGCAGUAUCGGGAAAACUAGCAAUGGCAGAAGCAGUCUCGAUACGGCCCACGACCAUGAAGCAAGAAUCUACGAAUCUGAACCUGAAAUGCGUACUUUUACCAUUGAUUCAGGCAGUUCUUUGGAAAGACAUGCUCUUCGGCAACACAGCACUGCCGAUACAAUUCAAGAUAGCGUUCUUGAACUUCCUAACGAUAAUGUCACUAGUAUUAGUGGCUCUUACCUACAAGGCUCUGGUGGAUCUUCUACAGACUCUGCGUUUACUGAUAUUGAGGGUGAUUCAUUGAUGGACGUUGGCUCGGAUUUGAUGUACGACUAUUCGGUUCCUGAGAGUUAUGUUCUCCAGGAAGCUAAGAACCUGAAGAAACAGAAACGAAAGAUGAAGAAGAAUCACUCCUCCGCCAGUCUUUUCUCUUCGGUUCAAAGAAGCAGUCUAGACGAAAAUGGAGACUCCAAGAACGAUAGGCCUCGUGCACGAAGACAGGCAGAUUCGCUCAAGUUCGAAAAGAUGUAUUUUGCAGUGGGAGACAAGAACCAGGAGCCGGCUCCUUCAAACCUCAGUCGCAUGAUACUGUCGAAAUUCAGAUCUACCUUCGUGAACCCAUUGAACUACUUUGGCUUUGUGGGUUCUGAUGCUCCAAUGCCAAAUUCUCAUAAGGUUUUCAUUGACUUUUUCACUCCACCAAAAGACAAGCCUACUCUUGAAAAGCUACCCAUUUGGAAUUCGACCCCUGUCCAUGAAUGCAUUGGUUAUGUUCUCCUACAACUAUCGAACAUGUCUGAGUAUAAAGAUAACCUAGAUAAGGAGUUUAUCAACCCUAAUAACUGGCGUAUUGAGCUUAUUGACGAAGAUGGUGAACUUUAUGAUGGUAACUUUGGUGUCUUGGAUAGAACACGACAAUUAUCUUCAUACAACAGUCCCAACUGUUUAGCUCUAUGUCGUGUGACCAAGCCAGGAGAGAUUAAAAACAACGAAAGACAGACGCCUCUUCCGCCUGACUUCAAGCAGAAUCUUGAUACUUUCGACAAACAUCCAGGUUCCGGUCAUACUAGUGAACCUAUGACGCCGCAGUUUGAUACUCAGCCAGACCAAAUGGGCGUUGAUACUAUUGAGGUGAAGGUUGAUAACAUUCCUGACAGUCAUACGAACAUCGUGAGUUUCUUCAUCAGUUCCCAUAUGACCGUGGGCCAGCUUCUAGACCUUAUCUGUCUGCAAUAUCAAAUUGAUCCUCUUCGAUACCGUUUGGCUCAAGCUGAUUUCCCUGACAAACAAACCAACAUGUUGGGAGACGACAUCCAGCUGUCGAAGAACAGCUGGCAGCAGCCUUUGGAUAAUGCCGUUUUGCUUUCAACGCUUCCUACCAACAAAUUCAAGUUCGUGCCUAACCUAUCACAAACCAUCAGACCAUUGACAGACGUAAGAAUGGAUAGUUUCAGAGACAACAACAUCACUCCGUCCUCGGCCACCUACAUACCUCACGGUAUCACGCCUCCGACGAGCCAAUUGGAAGGUAAAGCAGAAGAUGUAUCUGCAAGCAUGACCGACGAAAAGGACAGAAUGGCACCAGACUUUGUGCAUGAUCACGAGCCAAAGAAAGCAUCCAAAGCCGAUCCUGACAUGUCGGCUAUCGCUAACAGAGUCAACAAGCUCACUUUCGGCGAUAUCCUCAACCAGAACCGUCCAAGUCUUCCUGUGAGUUUGAACACCAUCUACUUCAAAUGGACAGUGUACCGUAAGAAACCCCCCAUCAUCAACCGGAUUGAGAAGGCGCUUAUUAUAGACGGUGAUUACAUACACUUGGCCCCCACAGACGACGUUAACUGGCGUAACAACCCGGCGGAUAACCCAUUGUCUACAAGCAACAACUUGAGCCACCACCACUACUUGCAUCACUACAACUACUCCAAGUUCUACAAAGAAACAAUGAUGAAAACCAGUUCUUUUCAUAUUACACAGAUUGUCAAGCUCAAGCAGUAUACCCAAUCGAAGAACCCUAAUCACUUCAAGAUUGUCAUCCAGAAGCCUGCCAGUGAAACCAACAAAGACAGCGCAGUGAAGAAGAAGUACGAUCUAGAAGCAGAAAAUGCUACCCAGUGCCAGGAGAUUGUUGAAAAGAUCCGCUGGACUCUUCAGGUAUACAACAAUAUGAUUGAAAAGUGA